AUGGCGGCCAACAUGCAGCACAUGUCUGGGGCCGGCCAGAUGAUGCAACAGCCGAUGCGAAAACCGACCCCUACUCAGCUACAGCAGAUUGUUUACCAGAACCUAGUGCAGCACACACAACCGUUUACGGGAAUAUGUUGGCAAUCUAACGUAGCUAUCUCUGAUCGAAUGGGAAAGACUAUGAACCUUAUCACAAACAUCUCUCUGGCUAUGAAUGGAAGCGACUUCAUGAAGGGUGCCGAAUGGGGAUGCAACUUUGAGCGCGAGGCGUUCCACAAAUCGGCAACAAAGGAAGCGUAUGACCAAGAGAUGGGUAAUAAGAUCAUGGAUUUCUACAAGCGACGACAGGCCAACGAAUCCAACAUCCAGAACAGCAUCAACGCCAGCGCGCAGGCACAAGCCCAAGCCCAAGCCCAAGCGAUGAUGAGCAUGCAAAUGGGGCGUGGUAUGGGCCAAGGUGCUCAACAAGGCUUUCAAGGCAUGCAACACCCCAUGCAAGGUGGCCAAAUGGGCCAGGGGCAGCAACAAUCGCCAGCGGGUGCGGGGAUGAAUAUGGGCAUGUCAAACCAAGCUGGCCGUGGUAUGGGCCCGGGGCAGCAAAUGGUGGGCAUGCCCGGAGGACAAAACAGACCACAAGGCGGUCCGCCUUCCCAAGAGAUGGCCCGACUUUCUCCGCAGGAUAGGGUCAAGGUUGCAGAGCUUGCGACUAAAAUGUACAGCACCGCCUCGGAGCAGCAAAAGCAGAGCACCCGCAUGCAACUCGCACAACGGGUGCCACCAGCUCAAAUGGCCGAGCUGCAAGCCCAGGGUAAAGACCCCUUGAUGUGGUUUUACCAAAACCAGGCAUUUGGUGUUCUGAGAGCGAACAUGACAAGGAUACAACAGCAGCAGCAACAGCAAGGUGGUAUGCCCCAGGCUGCCAACAACAACCAGGCUCCUUUGAUGCAGCAGCAGGCAAGCCAACAAUCUCUUCGCCAGCAGCAAUCUCAGCUCCAACAGCAAGGACAGCAGCAGCAGCACGGCAUGAUAAAUGGUGCGCAAGGGGGCAACGACCCUGCCUACUUCCCACCCAACAUGGAUAGCAUCAAAGAUCAACAGAUGAAUGGUUUGAUGGCCCAGCAAGCUGGUCAGAUGGUCGUGCCUGCCACUGCCCAGAACCGAAAUCCUACGCCACAGCCGAUGGGCCAGAACGCCUCACAACAAGGUCCCAACCAAGGCCCGCGACCACCCCAACAGCAGCAGCCACAGCAGAACAUGAAUCUCCAACAGAUGAAGAUGAACCAGGCGGCCCAGCAGUCCCAAGCACAACUCCAGGCCCAGCAGCAGAUGAAGCAGAUGCAGAACCAAGCAGGCAUGGGAGGAAACAUGCAGCCUUCUCAAAGCCCUGCCAUGAACACCCUUAACACGCCUGUUUCUCGACCGGCUAAUAACAUGAGUCAGGGACCAGGCCAGGGCAACGUGCAAUUUGGAGAUCAGCGGUUCAAUCAGGGAGCACAGCGACCUAACAACCAGACCUUCCAAAAUAUGCUAGCCAGCUUACCACAAGAGCAACGGGCAAUUGUUAGCGGCCUGACCCCAGACAAGCUGAAUGAGGUGAUGCAACGAUGGCAGACUAAGCGCCAGGAGCAGAUGGGCUUGAAUGGUGGACAGGUCACUCCAGGACAAAUGCCUAACCGACCCCCCAGCCAGAUGGGCCAGAUGAAUGCAAACAUGGGUGGGCAAAUGCCUGUCGGUAUGCAACAAUCGCAGAACGGUGUGCCUAUGAAUGGCAACCCCCAGCAAAUGCAAAUGCCUCGCAUUCCUCCUAACCAGCAGAUGGCCAUGAUGGACUCGAUGGACCUGCCACCUCAAGUUCUCAACCAGCUCCAAAACCAACUGCCUCCGGAUAUUAAGAAAUGGGGCCACCUCAAGGGAUGGCUUCUACAGAACAAUAUUCCAGGGCAAUUGCGGACUCAACUGUCAGCGAUCCAGCAAAAGCAGUUCCAACUCAUUGUUCAGCGACGCGCUAGCAUGAUGCCCCAACAACCGCAACAACCACAGGGACCGCAGCAAGGACAGCAAAUGUCACCUCAACAGCAAGCUCAGCUGCCACAACAGCCUGGCCAAAACAAUGUCAACAAUGGUAUGCAAGCGGCAAAUGGACCCGGACCUAAUCCCAUGCAGGCAGCACGGCCACAGAUCUCUAACUUCCCACCCCAUCUCCUCCAAGCAUCUCCCCAAGAGAUGGCUCAAGUCAGGGCUUCACGGCCGAAUCUGGCUCAAAUGCCAGAUGAGUCGUUGCGCAAUAUGAUCAUCCAAAUGAAGAAGCAGAGUUGGGUACAAGCUCAGCAGGUGCGUACCGAGCAACACGUCCAGGCUCAAAACCAGGCUCAAGCUCACGCACAGGCACAGGCGCAAGCACUUGCUCGUAAUCCAGGUCAAGGCCAGCAAGGCAUCCAGAACCCGAUGGGUGUACCUCACAACUCGAUGCAACUUCAACAACCGCCCCAGCCUAAUCAGACCCCUCAGACACAGAAUGUGUCAAUGCCAAAUGGUAUGGGACAAAAUGCUACUCCUCAACAGCCGGGCCAGAAGCAACCGAACGUCAGUCCAGAGCAGACGCGUGCUCGACCACAGCCCACGAACAACCGAGCUCAACCAACCAACCCGUCGCCGGCUGCCCCCCCAAAGAACCUUAAGCGUUCCAGCAGCGACGAUAACAUUGACGUGCCCGAAGCUACCAAGCCAGCGCCCGCGACGAAUGUAACGCAACAAGCCCAACCACAGCAAGUUCGAGGACCGCUAAAUCCCCAGCAAAUCGCAACGCUAUCGCCGGAACAACGAGCCAAAUACGAGCAGAUGAUGAAGGCUCAGAUGAGUAAGGCAGGUCAAAUGCAACUCCAGGCAGCGCAGACGCAGCCACAGAAUGAGAUCAUGGUACGCCUCAAGGCUCUUGGACAGGAGGAGCAAAGGCAAUCAAUGCUAGAGAACAUGCCAGAAAUAUCUAUGUCACCACAAGAGCACGGCGAAACGGCAGCCAAGUUGCAAAGAAUUGUUGUAGAUAUGAGCAAGAUCGGUCGCGGCCUUAGUAAGUGGUACGGCCUUACACAUGAUGACAAACGCGCAAAGCUGUUCUUCCGAACGCGAUGGAGGAUCCUGAAGCAGUUUUCCGAUGGUGAAAGGAUGAGCGUGCUCAAAAAGAAAUUCUCAAUUCGGUCAUUGGAAAUAGAUCAAGCACGAGCUAUGCUUGAGAGCAUGGCUAAGGAUCUGGCUGCUAGCAUGUACGCUGCCAGGGCUAAGCAGCAACCUACACCUAUAGCCCAGCCUGCCCAGCCUGCACAACCGCAACAACCAACUCAAGUACAAGGAGGACAGCCAGCCCCCGUAGAAGCCGAAACCCGCAGGAACUCGCACGCUCAAGUCACGACUCCUAAAGAAGGUAACAAGGGUUCCAAGGCCCCACCCGCUCCAACGACCUCUCAGCCGCCCUUCCAGUUCAAACCCAAGGAGAUCAACCUGCAUCUGCCGCCAUCCCGGAAGAAGCAGAAGACCAAUGGGCAGACACCACAGGGCGCUACGCCUUCGCCGCAGAUCAGCAAGAAGGGAUCUCCCGACCUCCGGAGGACGUCCGAGUCUCAAGUAACCCCCAAGCCGGUUCUUCUCUGCAAGGAGCCCGAAUGCGAGUUCUCGACUACUGGCUACAGCACUCAACAAGCUCUUCAGCAGCACAUUCAUGAAGAGCACACGAAGCCACGGGAGGAUCCCUUGAAGUUCGUUCAAGAAAACUUGGCCCUGGCUUUAGGACUUGAGCCCGAUGGCUCUGCUAGAAAGGAUCAGGGUCCUGAGGCGGCCUCGAUGAGCCUGUCCAAUUCUAAGCAGGGGCAGACACCUGUCACGAUGGCGGCCACUCCCGCGUCUAUCGAUGGUGGGAUGAAGCGAUCGGCCAGCAGUAUGGGCAAACCUCAAGACAGCAAGGCUGGCAUCAAGGCUGGCACCACCCCUAGGUUGGCAGAUGCCAAGGUUACUAACACCACUGUCGUUGAUCCUUGGGCCAACGCCACUAUCGACACUGAGAUGUUGGUGAAUAAUCUUGGAAUUGAAGGCAGAUACGGGUUCUACGACAACCCAUACCAAGACUACAACGCUCUCAGUUACUUGACACCUAGGGACACACCUGAAUCUACCAAGGACACUGGCAGCAGCGAGCCCAACAGUGAUAUCCCCGAAGGCGCAUCCCUCGAUAUAAACUUGGACUGGUAUAACGUUGACACCGACUUGUUGCUCAACAUGACGACUAAUCUGGACGGAAACGGUGGUCCUGGCAACGAGAUGACAAGCAUGGAUCCUUCUUUGUUAUUUGAACAGUCAUCACUACAAGAACCGGACUGGAGCGACGUCAAGAUGGAUUUCUCGAAACCUUUCCAGUUCGACACUAGCCAAUACUACCACAUGGCUACCUCAUAA
Molecule: messenger RNA, 4443 nt
Organism: Fusarium sp. VM40
Lineage: Eukaryota; Fungi; Ascomycota; Sordariomycetes; Hypocreales; Nectriaceae
Source: the annotation of a GenBank genome assembly